Messenger RNA from Suillus subalutaceus, 606 nucleotides. RefSeq lists its product as uncharacterized. Lineage: Eukaryota; Fungi; Basidiomycota; Agaricomycetes; Boletales; Suillaceae. The record is from RefSeq and is a predicted model, not a curated record. The coding region runs from base 1 to 606 and encodes 201 amino acids. The transcript is spliced from 2 exons.
AUGGCGAGUGUUGAACAGGCGAGGAAAAACAUUGGUUGUCCUGAAAAGUGGAAGAAGAGAGAAUUGGACCCAGGUGUGGACUACUUAAUCAAUGCUGACAGCCAUAUGGGAUUUAAGUGUAGAAGGAAGGUGUUCAAUGUUUGCUUUGAUAAUGACAUGGCCGCACAUGACAUCAUCCUACAGGAUGCGCUGGAUGACUGGCGCGAGAAGAAGACUAUUUCUACAUAUGGAUGGGCUCAUCUCAAUGACCUUGGUCCCUCUCUCGUCAUGCCCAACUCAAUGCUUGACAGAAUCAUUGACUGUGCACAUUACUACAAGCUGAACAGUGUGCAUGAUGUGAAGAAGGAGACAGGCUGGAUGGAUGCUGACAAGUUCAGUGCUGAGAUUGUUGCACUUGUUCAAAGGCAUGCUCUGCCUGUCGCAUCCCCUUGUGCUAGGACGCCUCUAAGACCCCAUCUAUCCAGUCAUGUAAAUGUUCCAUUGCCACUACCAUCUCCUUGUCCAGCCCCGAGAACGAACACUACAAAGCGCAAGAUCAAGUGCAGUGCCUGUAAUCAGGAAGGACACAACGGUACAUCAUUUAUUUUAUUUGUCGGAGAGCUGUAA